UCUAAGGCUAUAUAAAAGUUUACUCCAGUAUGGGAAAGAGUUAAAACUAACGGAUAAAAAGUACUUUCGUGAUAGGAUUACAGCAGAGUUCAAGGCAAACAAAAGACUCGUAGAAGAAAACGAAGUAAAAUUUCAGUAUGAAAAAGGUCUGAGACUUUUGCAAAAUCGUCGUAUUAUCUAGAAGAGUAAAUAUCGAAGUGAAUGAUGUCUGUUACUGGAAUAAGGCAAAUUAUUUCAAGAAGUGGGCCCAUUUUCCGGAGUGAACGCACAAGCACUGAAUUGGCUUCUGCCCUAACAUUUUUAAGACACAAACAUACAUUGGAUUACUCACGUGUCCCUACACUACAAGAAGAAGACCUCGAAGAAGUAUUUGUCAGGGGCAGUGGACCUGGUGGCCAGGCUGUUAACAAGACAAAUAAUUGUGUUGUGCUCACCCAUAAACCAACAGGUUUAGUUGUAAAAGUUCAUCAUUCAAGACUGCAGAGUGAGAAUCGGAAGCUAGCACGUGAUUUGCUGGUAGAGAAACUGGAUGCCCUCAUAAAUGGGGAACACAGCUUGCAAGCACAGCGGAAGUGUCUUCAACAGCAGAAGCAAAAGAAGGAAGAGCAACGUCGAAACAAACGAGAACUUCUAAAGAAACUUUGGCGUGAACGUGAAGGCUUGAAUUCAUGAGAGGGAUCACUUGAUGUGCAAAGACAAUAGAUAAGUAAAUCAAUUGGUUUGCACUGAAGUGGGAGCAAAUAAGCAGAUAAUUUUAGUUCUUAUCAUUUGUAUUUUACUGAAAAACAGAUAAAUAAUUAAAAUUAUCAAAGGAUUGAACUGUAACACUAUCCUCAAGAAAAGUAUAUACAAAUUAAAAAAGUGAA
Molecule: messenger RNA, 866 nt
Organism: Schistocerca piceifrons (Central American locust)
Lineage: Eukaryota; Metazoa; Arthropoda; Insecta; Orthoptera; Acrididae
Product: mitochondrial translation release factor in rescue
Exons: 3
Coding region: 202-672 (156 amino acids)
Biological process (GO): translational termination
Cellular component (GO): mitochondrion
Molecular function (GO): translation release factor activity
Source: RefSeq, a predicted model, not a curated record